This is a messenger RNA of Cydia amplana, 894 nucleotides long. Its product is annotated as oocyte zinc finger protein XlCOF19-like. Lineage: Eukaryota; Metazoa; Arthropoda; Insecta; Lepidoptera; Tortricidae. Gene Ontology annotation, cellular component: nucleoplasm. Gene Ontology annotation, biological process: regulation of transcription by RNA polymerase II. Gene Ontology annotation, molecular function: DNA-binding transcription repressor activity, RNA polymerase II-specific; RNA polymerase II cis-regulatory region sequence-specific DNA binding. The transcript is spliced from 3 exons. The coding region runs from base 1 to 894 and encodes 297 amino acids. The record is from RefSeq and is a predicted model, not a curated record.
AUGCGAGUUAUCAACCUGACAGAUGAGGUUAUUGACCGGUCAGAUGAGAUGUCAGAUGUUGUGAAGCAAAAUGUCGGUGGCCUACAGACAGCACAUGUAGUGGAGGUGAUUGACAAGCAACAGUUUGAAUCAAUCCCAAGCCACCCGGAGGCAGAUGAGACGGACGACGCGCCGUGGUGGAUGCGCGGGGGCGGGGGGCAGGCGGGGGCGGCGCGCGGCCCCGCCACCGCCGGGGGGCAACCACGCCCCACCACCAUACAAGAGCCUGAGCACGCGGGGGCUCGUGCGGGCCACACCGGGCGCGCGCACGCCUGCGCCGCGUGCGGGAAACGGUUCAAGCUACGAACAAGUUAUAACCGACACCUCCGCCUUCAUACUGGAACAAAACCUUACGCCUGCGCCACGUGUGACGCGGCGUUCGUACGAAGCGACCAUUUAAAGGCACACCGACGGACCCACACCGACGAGCGACCGUACUCUUGCGCGACGUGUAAAAAACGCUUUAGCUGCUGGACCACAUUAAACAGGCACCGACGGAGUCACGCCGGUGUGAAGCGGUACAGUUGCAGUACUUGUAACAAGCCGUUUAUAAGACUGCCGAGUUUAGUCAGGCACGAACGGAGUCACGCCGACGACCGCCCGUACAACUACGCCUGUCAUAUGUGUACGAUAAAGUUUGCGGCGCUCUCCAGUUUACAAAACCAUUUACGACGACAUCGGGAGGGUGAUCGUGUACUCGAGUGCAAAAUAUGUGGCAGACGGUUCGAAGAAUCUAGUAGUUUAGAGGAGCAUGAAGAAACACACAAAAUUGAAAAGGCGUACUCUUGCGGGAUAUGUUACGAGGGGUUUGACUGUUUGAACGAUUUUCAAAAUCACGCACGAAUACACAUGUAA